AUGAAGACCUUCAACACCAUCGCAGCCCUCUUGCCCGCGGCAGUCCUCGGCGCCGCCGUGCCCAGAGCCGCUGAAUACAGCGUCACCGACUUCAGUGCCGCCUGCAUCGCCCACAGCACGUACUGCGCCCUCAACUUCAACGUGACCACGUCCGCCGGCGCACCCACGGUGACCUGUUCCUUCUUCGGUCCGGGCCCCGACUACCUGCCCGCUAUCCCGCUGUCCGGCUGCAGCGACCCCUCGGUCUCGUUCUCGUUUGCGCCCGCCGCGGACAAGUCGGCCUUCCCGCUGACCGUCGUCUCGGCUGCGGGGCCCGGCACGAACUUGACCGGCACCUAUGUCAUUCCUGGCGCGGAUGUCACGCUGGACAACAACGGCGCGGUCGUGGAUGAGCGAUACAUUGGCGGGGCUGAGUUUGUUAUCACUGACUUGACUACCAUCCCGGCUUAA
Messenger RNA from Anthostomella pinea, 450 nucleotides. The record is from the annotation of a GenBank genome assembly. Lineage: Eukaryota; Fungi; Ascomycota; Sordariomycetes; Xylariales; Xylariaceae.